AUGGGCAGCGUGCGGUCAGAAGCAGCAGGCGGCGGCUAUCCUUCCGCGCUGCUGUCGAGGAGCCAUACGUUGGGCUCCAGCCACUGGCUGACGGAUGCCGCUUGGCUGGGGGGCCUGAUGGUGGCGGCCGGCGCCGCCUGGCGGGGACUGGCGGCGCACCACCCAGCCGUGCGGCUCCUUGCGACCGGCUACCUGGCUGUAGAGGGGCUGUUCUACCUUUGGAGCAAGCUGAGGCUGCGUCACGUGAGCAAGCUGUGGGAGAUCGUCCCGGACAGCUCCCGCCUGCCCAUCCACUUUGAGCGCUUCCUGCAGCUCCGCGACGUGUUCUGCAUCCGCGAGUUCCUGUCUGGCUGGUUCAUGGGAGCGCCAGUGGAGACAAUCCUGCGGGGCAAUGCCGAGGAAUUUGUGGCUUACGGCUUCCACUGCCGGUUGCUGCACCAGCUCAGCGAGCCCGAGCAGGCCAACAUCCGGGGCUUCUUGGAUGAUGUGGAGCGUGCCUGGGGCUUCCGCUUCGCGCCGGGCUACGAUCCUCACCUCCCCUUCAUGUGUCACCUGUGGGAGCCUCUAAGGGCGUACCACAAACCGCUGGUGCUCUUUGCCCUGACCGAGCUUGCGGCUCGAACGGCGCAUGUGCUGAUGUGGCUCAUGGGCUUCCGGCCGGGCCACGAGGGCGGGUUCAGCUGCUGGCAUGCGCCGCCGCUGUCGCCCACGCCGCCAGGCGCCGCGACGCUGUCGCCGCCCAUGUCUCCGGUCGGGGCGCGGCGGCCGCCUGGGCUCAGCUUGAGGCGGCACAGCACGAGCGAGGCGGUGGCGGGGGUGGUGCACCAUGCGGCGGAGCACGCACUGGAUGCCACCCUGACGGUCACCAGUGCGGCGGCCGCGGUGGUGGCGGCGCAGCACCCGCACGGCGGCCCCGCCCCGCUCUCCCCACGCCCUCAGUCCCCGCUCUCGCCUCGGUCACAGUCGCCCCUCUUCGGCCCUGCUCCCUCGCCGGCGCCGCAGCAUGUGGCCUCCCCAGCGCGGCCGCUGCCCGUGGCUGCAGCGGCAGCAGCCCCAGUGGCAGCGCCGGCGCCGGCGGGCCAGGAGAGUGGCGCAGCGGUAGCAGCGGCGGUGGCGCAGCCGCAGCAAAGCCGCCGGCGCAACAAGGGCGACUCUGCCACCGACUUUGCGGGCGCGCUGCUGGUGGAACCAGCGGCCGCAGAUCCUGCAGAGGCUGCGGCACCGGCGCCCGCGGGGCCCGCACCGGCAGCAGCCAGCAGCCCCGCCGACAGCGCAUCCAGUGGCGCUGGCUCCGGCUCGGGCGGGGCAGCAGCAGCCAGCCGGGGCGAGGCUGCAGCAGCGGGCGCCACCACCCGCCCCGAUGUGCCGGUUGUGUUCCUGCACGGCGUGGGCUUUGGCGUGCUGCCCUACCUGCACCUAGUGCGAGACAUGCAGCACGCCUGCGGCGCCACGCCCUUCUUCAUGGUUGAGGUGCCGCACGUGGCGCUGCGGCUGUGCUGGGAGGCGCGGGACGUGGAUGACGUGGCGCACGCUGUGGCCGCCAUGCUGGCGCGGCACGGCUACCGCCGCGCCUGCGUGGUGGGCCACUCCUACGGCAGCUUUGUGGCCUCCCGCCUCUGCCAGCUGCACCCAGAGCUGGUGCACUCUGCGGUCCUGAUGGACCCUGUGGCGAUGAUGACCUGCUACCCACAGGCAAGCCGGGAUGGACGACUGCUGUUCAACUUCAUUUACAAGGAGCCCUGCGCCGCCAACUUCACCUCGCUGGCCGGCGCUGUGGACCUGCUGCGCUUCCUGUGCAGCCGGGACCUCACCAUAGCGCAGGCCAUCUGCCGCAAGUUCCAGUGGAGCGAGCUGAUGAUCUGGCCGCAGGACCUGCCGCGCCGCAGCCUGGUGGUGCUGUCUGGGCAGGACGACCUGGUGCCCUGCGAGCUGGUGAUGGCACACCUGAAGCUGACCGGGCACCCAGCCAAGGUGAUGCACCACCCAGAGCUGGGGCAUGGCGGCAUCCUGCUGGAUCCAGCAUGGCAGGCCCAGUUUGUGGCCAACCUGCGAGCCAUGCUGGCCGCCCAGCGCUGA
This is a messenger RNA of Chlorella variabilis, 2076 nucleotides long. RefSeq lists its product as hypothetical. Bases 1 to 2076 code for a protein of 691 amino acids. The transcript is spliced from 11 exons. Lineage: Eukaryota; Viridiplantae; Chlorophyta; Trebouxiophyceae; Chlorellales; Chlorellaceae. The record is from RefSeq and is a predicted model, not a curated record.